This is a messenger RNA of Triticum aestivum (bread wheat), 2131 nucleotides long. Its product is annotated as pentatricopeptide repeat-containing protein At1g06580. The record is from RefSeq and is a predicted model, not a curated record. Gene Ontology annotation, molecular function: protein binding. Lineage: Eukaryota; Viridiplantae; Streptophyta; Magnoliopsida; Poales; Poaceae. The coding region runs from base 794 to 1438 and encodes 214 amino acids. The transcript is spliced from 2 exons.
GUCUAUUGUCACGGGUUGCCACAUUGUCUAGGUCGUCCUUAACUACGUCAUUUAAAAAAUGUGGUUAUUCGUCAGCUUUUUUGAUAGGAGAGGCAUUCACUGACUUGCCCUCCUCGGAGGUCCAUCGCUUGUUGCAUCCUAUAUCUUUAGCUAGCAGCAGUAGGUACAUGGAGAAUUGUCAUGCGGUUCCGGCCAAGAGACCGCUCCACUCAUGUGUGAUAAUAAUGCACCCCGCGUAAUGUCGGUAUACCCACAUGUGUCUAUCAAAAAGAAGGUCGAGAAACUGCAUCUUUUGCGUGAACACAACAUAAGACACGCAGGGGCAAGACAUAACUGACUUUUGACCACUUUUGCAUGUCCUACGCAUGAGGAUGGUUGGUUUCCUCAUGUGUUUUCUCUGUUACUUCGACCACUCCCCACUCUGGCCACCUGCCAGCCAAACACGCCAUCGCUGCCCCUGCUUCCUCCAUGUACCAUCUUCUUCUGAGCGCCAGCUUCGCUCCACCUCCACGCCAUCCACCGACGGGGUCGCCGGCCACCACCGCGAAGGGCACCGAUAGGACGAAACCUGUGUUGUGCCCCCACCACUGCAUACUCCCCACCCUCCCCGUCUCCAGCAUUGUUGCAAGAAGGGAACCCCAUGGCCUGCGACCAGGAGAGUGCAAACUGCAUGAUUCGAUUUACAGGAAGUUCAGUUCAGUUCGAAGUUGGGUUGAGUGUCUGACCUCCGUCCCUCAUCCACCCUCCCACAUUCUCCGCUGCAGGAUGGAACAAGACCUCCUGAUCUGCGGCAAUGCCACGCGCCCGACCGGGCUCCUCCUCCAGCUCCGUCUCCUCACGCGCCGACCAGCUGCUAAAUAAACUCAAGGAUCAUCUGGGCCCUAGGACGCUCCAGCCGGAGCGCGCACACCAACUGUUCGACAAAUUGCUGCGCCAAACCGUUCCGGUAUCAGCGUUCGCACUCAAUGGCUUAUUUGCCGUCCUUGCGCGUGCACUGCCCUCCGCUGCCUGCACCGAUGGCCCUGCUCUAGCCAUUGCUCUCUUCAACCGAAUGAACCGAGAGGGCCACCAGGUAAUAGCGCCCACCAAUCACGCCUACAACAUACUAAUUGACUGCUGCUGCCGCUCGCGCUUCCCGGGCCUAGGGCCUGCCUUCUUUGGCCGCCUCCUCAAGACAGGCAUCAAGGCGAACAUCAUCACCUUCCACAGCCUAUUCAAGUGCCAGUGUGACAUCAAGCAGAUGGAGGAGGCCCUCAACAGGCUGCUCUACAGGAUACCUGAGCUGCCUGAUAGCAUCUCCUACUCAAUAAUUAUUAAGAGCUUAUGUGACAAUGGGAGGAGCCAAUGUGCACUUGACCUGCUCCGGAUGAAGGCGAAAAAGGGAGCUGACCACUACCCUGAAGUGGUGGCAUACAACAGGGAGGAGCCAAUGGCUUAAUUAACGAGGGUGAACUAAGCAAAGCAUGCUCUCUAUUCCAUGAAAUGAUGCAGCAGGGGGGUCGUGCCUAAUGUGGUGACGUAUAGCUCCAUUAUCGAUGCAUUGUGGAAAGCAGGAGCAAUGGACAAGGCAGAGGUGGUCCUUCGACAAAUGGUUGGUAAUGGUGUUCGACCGGAUAUUUUCACAUAUACUAGCCUGAUCCAUGGAUAUUCCAUUUCGGGCCAGUUUGAAGAGGUCGUUAGGUUGUUGGAAAAAAUGAGAAGUCAAGGUGUCAAACCAACUGUUUUUACUUGCAACACAGUCAUGGACUACCUUUGCAAGCAUGGAAGAAUCAAAGAAGCUGCAGAAUUUUUUUAUUCCAUGGCUGAGAAGGGUCAUAAACCUAAUACAGUCUCAUACGCUAUUAUGCUUCAUGGGUACGCUAAAGAAGGAUCCCUUGUUGAUAUGACUAAUCUCUGUGAGCUGAUGGCUGGAGAUGGUAUCAUACCCAACAUCUGUAUUUUCAACAUAUUGAUUAGUGCAUAUGCUAAGUGUGGAAUUAUGGAUGUGGCUAUGCUUUUCUUCGAAGACAUGUUGAAGCAGGGAGUGAACCCUGAUGAAGUCACGUAUUUAGCUAUGAUAGCUGGGUAUUGCAGUAUGGGCAGUAUAGUAUUAGUAAGUCUGACGUGUGCUAAGAUUUCAGAAUAUAACAGA